This is a messenger RNA of Rana temporaria (common frog), 11059 nucleotides long. RefSeq names its product SET domain containing 2, histone lysine methyltransferase (gene SETD2). Gene Ontology annotation, biological process: regulation of DNA-templated transcription. The record is from RefSeq and is a predicted model, not a curated record. Bases 969 to 10157 code for a protein of 3062 amino acids. Gene Ontology annotation, molecular function: histone H3K36 methyltransferase activity; protein binding. Lineage: Eukaryota; Metazoa; Chordata; Amphibia; Anura; Ranidae. Gene Ontology annotation, cellular component: chromosome; nucleus. The transcript is spliced from 22 exons.
CCCCCCCCCCCCCCUAAGUAUCCAUGUUGUCCCCCAAUGUAGAAUAGGGACCCGUUCUUUCAUCUUGGUGCUCCCCAAUAUCUGGUGCCUUAUCCUUGGAACUAACAAUUGGGGUCCUAUCCCCCCCCCCCCCACUCUCCUUCUGCAUAGUAUUGUCCACCACACGGAUCUCCGUUAUCGGGACGCAAGUUUAUCAUCGCCUCCAUAUAUCUGGAGUUACAGCUUCUUUUCAUCCUUGCACCCCAAUAUCUGGGGGGUCCCCAAGCCUGAGAUUUGUUUACACGUUGCCAUCAUCUGGAGUCCACCCGCUGCUUCUCAACUGUCCUAUCCAGAGAUUACCUUCUGCACCCCAACAUCUUGAGUGUACCUGCUGCUUCUCAACUGUCCUAUCCAGAGGCCACCUUCUGCACCCCAACAUCUUGAGUGUACCUGCUGCUUCUCAACUGUCCUAUCCAGAGAUUACCUUCUGCACCCCAACAUCUUGAGUGUACCUGCUGCUUCUCUACUGCCCUAUCCAGAGAUUACCUUCUGCACCCCAGCAUCUGGAGUCUACCUGCUGCUUCUCUACUGUCCUAUCCAGAGAAGACCCUCUGCACCCCAACAUCUGGAGUCUAAUCGCUGCUUGUCAACUGUCACAUUAAAAAGAACACCCUCUGCACCCCAACAUCUGAAGUCUACCUGCUGCUUCUCAACUGUUCUGUCCGGGGAAGACCCUCUGCACCCCAACAUCUGAAGUCUACCCAACUUCUUCUCAUCUGUUCUGUCCGGGGAAGACCCUCUGCACCCCAACAACAUCUGAAGUCUACCCAACUUCUUCUUCUCAUCUGUCGUAUCCAGAGAUCAUCCUCUGCACCCCAUCUGGAGUCCUGGAGUCCUCAUACCCCGAAUCUGGAGUCCCACCAUCACAUCUCUGUGUCCAGGAUCUUCUGACCACCUCUCCAUCUGGAUGUAUUGCUCCACCACCAGCAAUGGGGGAUUUCUAUGACCCGGAACACCCAACUGACUUACCAAUUCUUAGCUGUGAUGACUGCGCAGGAAGGACAGAGGAGGACAGAGAGCAGUGCAGAGAAGAAGAAAAUGAGGCCAAAAACGAGAGUGGCUCAAACCCUGGGCUCAAGUCAUCAGCGGCCUUCAAAAGCCUCACAUCCAGUAGAUUCCUGCCCAAGGGAACCAAAGCAAAGGUUAAUUUGGAAGAACAAGGACGCCAGAAGGUCUCGUUCAGCUUCAGUUUCACUAAGAAAACCUUUCAGAACAGAUUACGGACGGCUUUGGUCGGAGAGAAGCAGAGUGAUGCGCAGAAUGCCACCAGCAGCUUAUCGGAACAAACCAAGUCUAAAACGGAUGGGGUUGACUCAGUUGGAAAUGCUUUUGAAGUUUCCCCUCCGAAACCUAAAGUGGAACUGGGAAAAAUUCAUUUCAGGAAGCAUCUUGGCGUUACAAGCAAACUACCAGCACCCCAACCGCCACCACCACCUCCACCCCCACCACCUGCUGCUAUAACGGUUGCGGUACCCACGUCACCUGUAGCUUCAACUAAAGGAGUGCUUUUCGAGAAUGUGAAGCUUUCUCCAGCAUCUGACUCUGCAUCGGCAACCGCCAACUUGGCCGUAGCAUCACCCGAGAAAGCACCAUUGAGUACUCUGCCUUCAUUAUCGUUGACUAGCACAAAGGAUAAUGAAGAGGGCUCCAUAGUCUCUGUUGUGGAGAGCUUAAGCACUCAGGUGGCUGUCGAAAAGGCAGAAAAAGAGACCAUCCCUUCUAAAGAUUAUUCCCAUAUUGGGAAAGACGAAAAUAAUCCAGUCAGCGUAAAAAGCGCAAAAUCUAAUUCCAGCCCUGAAAAACCCAGUUCUAAAUUAAAGCAGUCUCACUCCGAUACGGCAGUGGCUGGUUCCGAGUCUGACGACGGAGAUUCUGUACAAACCUCCUCAAGCCACCGAUCACAUGAGGUCAAAAAGGCAGCAAGUAAAGAAAGAGACUCAAAAAGAAGCUCUAUGAGUUCGAAAGGGGAUGACGGUGGAAAAUAUCCUUCAACUAGAACAAAGCCUGUAAAGGAUGAGAAACAUUCUAGCUAUUCCAGGUCGGACAGAGAUUCAAAGUACUCCUCCUCCUCCUCCUACUCUCGUUCCAAGUCAGAUCGUGACAGGAAACGAAGCAGGUCACGAUCGAGGUCGAGAUCGCGGUCUAGAUCUGAUCGAGGGCCUAGAAGCGGUUCUUCAUAUUCCAGAUCUGAACGCUCACAUUAUUAUGAGUCCGAGAGACGGUACCAUAGAAGUUCUCCCCACAGAACAAGAUAUUCUCGCUCGUAUGCAGAUAGCAGAGCCAGAGACAGCUCUGACUCGGAGGAUGAUUAUAGGAGACCCCAUUCCAGAUCGGGUGACUCUCGAAGGCCCCCAUCAUCCUCUCAUUCCUCCUCGUACAGAGAUUCUAGGACUUCUUCACAUUCUAAAUAUGACAGAGAUCCCAAAUUAGACUCCUCGUAUGACUCCGAUCGAAAAGGAAGAACAUCAAGCAGAACUGAAAAAGACAUCAAGUCCUCAGAUCGAGAACCUACCAAGAGGGUUUCUCCUCAGAAAGAAGUUGACCUUAAACCAGCAUCUUCCCACUCUAAAGUGGACAGUAGCACAAGUUCUGCUAAAACAAAUUCUUCCAGAGCAUCAGAUGCCAAACCGGUGCAUGUGAAUUCGGGAGCUAAAAUGUCCAAAUGGGAUUUGGACAAAAGACCUGAACGUAAAGAGGGACACGGCCUUGUCAGAAAAGAUAGAGAAGAAUCUGCAUCUAAGGACAUUCCUGACUACAGAAAAAGUGAUUUCCAGGAUUCUCCACCUACACGAUCCAAAGAUGUUGAUCAUUCUCAUGUUGGAGACACCAAGUCAUCAAGUAGUCGGGAAUCAAAGUGGAGACAUUUUUCGGCAGCACCAUCGUUUGAAGGCCAAAGAAAAAGUCCUGUUCCUGUAAACGAUGACUAUUCCCCGGAACACUGGGAUUUUGUCACCCUGAGCUCCACAGAUGAUGCUCCUCCAGAUGAACAAUCUGAUGUGUCACACUCUGACAGUAGUAACAUAGACAUUCCUCUUAAUCUAGAGUCGGAGAAAUCUCCUGUAGCUCACCGUGAAGUUGAACAAUGCAGUAUUGUGGAAACAGGUGAUGGAAUACAUCAUCUUAAUGGGUUAGGCCAUGAUCAUGGCAGUGCAUCAUACUUUUCUGAUCUUAAAGACCAGCCUGUCUCUGUAUCAAAGUCAAAACGUUGGAGACUCUUAGACGACAAUUUAAAUGAGGCAAUUCCUUGCCAUCCUUCAGACAAAAUGGGUGUUUCCUUUGACCACAAGGAAGCCAUCAAAUUGCUAAAUUCUCAAUCUAUUCAAGUCGAUGACAAUCAUACUGUUAAAGACACUCAAGUCAAGCAAGCUGUUUCAGUUUUGGCUCCAGAAAGCUUAAAUAUGUCACGGGCUAAGUCUACUGACAAUGAAGUUUAUGUUGACUCUAUGCAGAAAAUCUCUAAACGUUGCACACCAGUAAACAGUGACGAGCAAGGCGAGACUUGUGGCUUACCUCCCACCGAGCCUUGUACUCCAAAAGCACCUGAAACUGAUUCUCCCUUUGAGGAGGAGACCGUGGCCGCCGCCAGUAAGGAGACCGUGGCCGCCGCCAGUAAGGAGACCGUGGCCGCCGCCAGUAAGGAGACCGUGGCCGCCGCCAGUAAGGAGACCGUGGCCGCCGCCAGUAAGGAGACCGUGGCCGCCGCCAGUAAGGAGACCGUGGCCGCCGCCAGUAAGGAGACCGUGGCCGCCGCCAGUAAGGAGACCGUGGCCGCCGCCAGUAAGGAGACCGUGGCCGCCGCCAGUAAGGAGACCGUGGCCGCCGCCAGUAAGGAGACCGUGGCCGCCGCCAGUAAGGAGACCGUGGCCGCCGCCAGUAAGGAGACCGUGGCCGCCGCCAGUAAGGAGACCGUGGCCGCCGCCAGUAAGGAGACCGUGGCCGCCGCCAGUAAGGAGACCGUGGCCGCCGCCAGUAAGGAGACCGUGGCCGCCGCCAGUAAGGAGACCGUGGCCGCCGCCAGUAAGGAGACCGUGGCCGCCGCCAGUAAAGAGACCGUGGCCGCCGCCAGUAAAGAGACCAGGGUGGCCAGUAAAGAGGUCGCCAGUAAAGAGACCAGGGUGGCCAGUAAAGAGGUCGCCAGUAAAGAGACCAGGGUGGCCAGUAAAGAGGUCGCCAGUAAAGAGACCAGGGUGGCCAGUAAAGAGGUCGCCAGUAAAGAGACCAGGGUGGCCAGUAAAGAGGUCGCCAGUAAAGAGACCAGGGUCGCCAGUAAAGAGGUCGCCAGUAAAGAGACCAGGGUCGCCAGUAAAGAGACCGCCAGGUUCACCAUUAAAGUUAUGAUUGACUCUCCCAGCCACAGACAAGUCACAACUUCAUUGCCAAUCUUUGAAGAGGAUGACGUAGAGCCUGUAUGGAAAAAUACGGAGAGAGAGGAGGCCACACCCGUCCUUCUACCAGAAGCUCCGACUGAGCAGAUAGAAGUUCUGAAGGCAAAUUAUGAGUCGGAUGAGGAAGAAGAUGAUUUUAAGAACAAUAAUGUCCAAAGUGUUGAUACUUCAGAGGAAGAGAAUCCGCCACCAAUUGCCGCUGACAGUAGCACACCUUCAGUAAACUUUAUAAGUGCCGUCAGAGCUUAUUAUUCUGACACAGAAGAGAGUGCAAGUGAAGAGAGUGAGUCGGAGGAUACUGAUUCCGAUGACAGCGGCCUCCCCAGGAACCGUUUGCAGUCAGUUGUGGUGGUCCCCAAAACUUCCAUCAUAACCAUGGAAGAUGACGAUCUAGCAUCGUCAUCCCCAAGUCAUCAGGAAAGUAUAGAACAAUCUAAUGAAAAUGAAACGGACUUUCCAGAAGGCCACACUCUGGAGCAAAUGGAACAUAAAGUCUUGGAUCAAAUAGAUAGUGAUUCCAAUAUGUCGCUAGAGGAAGAACAAGUGUGUGCUCCAGAAGUGAGUUCAUUUCAGGCUGCGGAACCAAGUAUCAUUCCAGAUGAAGCUUCAGAACUGAGACUUCUUUCUGUUAAAGAUUCAGAACCAAGUGCCCCUCCAGUUGACAUAUCGGAGCGGGAUCUAGUUCAUGUUCAGACUUUAGAGGAGGUUCCCAGUCCUUCAGUGCCAAUUCAUAUUCCCCAAACAGCUCCCAUCCACAUUCAAGCAUCAGAGUCAACUUCAUCCCCAGUCCAGAGUCCAGAACCAAGUUUUGCUCCAGCUUUGCAGAUAGACGUCAUUUCGGUGACUGAGCCAGACAAUAUUCACGUUCCUGUGUCACAAUCGGAUAUUGUUUCAGUACAGGCCCCAGAGACUGUUCCUGUUAUAUCGACAGAGCUAGGUCCCAGUAAAAGUUUAGAGCAGAUUCCCAUUGCUACACAAGCCCCCCUACAGCUGGCUCCAGCGCCAGAUCAAACCCCUCAGCAGGCUCCCUUUCCAACACCAGCUUCUCAACCAUAUCCUGUUCCAAUUGAAGCUCUGCAACCAUAUCCUUCAGUUCAGGUUCCACAAGCACAUACUUUACCAGUUGAAUUACAGCAACUAUUUUCUACUCCAGUUGAAGCCCAACAAAUAUUUUCCAUUCCGGUCCAACAACCGGAUGCUGUUGCAUUUCAGGCCUCCCGAGCAUGCCCGGUUCAAGGUCCACCUAUGGGUACAUUUGCUGGUCAUAUUCCACCGCUCGGUGCAUUUCCUUUUCAAGCUUCACAACACCACGGGGCAUUUCCACUUCAAGCACCACCCCCACCACCACCACCAUGUCCUGUCCCACUUUUAAUACCACCAUGCUCCAUUCCUGUUCAAGCUCCACCACCGCCAUGUCCUGCUCCAUUUCCGCCCUCACAACUGGGUGUUGCAGUUCAUGCCCAACAUUUGGACAUUCCCCAUCCACCCAAUGAUACUGAUGUCAGCACCAGCCAUCUUGUGACUGCUGGACAGGGCAAUAAUGGCGACAUGUCCACUAGAAGCAAUGAAAUGUACAAGUCUCAGACCAAACCAGCUGCUCAUCAGCCUGUUGCUUCAGUACCACCACCUAGACCUAGUAAAUUUGAAUCAAAACCCCUCCAUACCCCUGCUGAGAAACCAGAUAGCAGGCAACAGUCAACGUACAGCCAUGGUCCAGGGGCUGGGGACUUUUCCAGAGCUGAUGGUUUCCAGGCAGCGGAAGACUUAUCAGAUCUCGGUUGGGACUUCUCUCAACCAGAAAAGCCAAGCAGCACAUACCAGCCUCCAGACAGCAGUUACAUGUACUGUGGGUACCAGCAGGGCGGUGGAGUCUGCGACCCCUCUCAGAAUUACGGUGAAAGCACCCCUUAUUGGGAUCCUGGGUGCCACAACCAAGGUCCCAUUUACAACUACAGCAAAGCCGGUGUCCCGGUUCCCGACUCUCUCACACAUUGUUACAACGAAGACGAUGAAGACGUUGACGACGACGAUCUUGGUUGGGAAGACGACCACACGCACCACCAGGCCAAUAAGUUAUACUACGAUCGAUCCAGGGAAACCGGUUCCGUGCAAGCUCAUGAAAUCAGCAGCAAUUCCGUGAAGGAGAACCUGGCCCGAAACAACGAAAGGAGGGAUCAGUUCGGCAGGGACAGGUCUGAGAUGAAAGAAAGGGGGCCGCCCAAAAAACGGCGGCAGGAACUGGGGAGCGAUUCUGAGAAUGAUGCAGAAGCCCUGGAGAAAAGGAGAUUGAAAGCGGAGGCCGGCUUGUUGGAGUCUGCUGGCCCAAAACGAGGAAAAGCCGGCACCAUCUGCCCUAUGGAAGAAUUCAGAGACGCUCAACACUGGAAGGAGUUUUCCAAACUAGGAAAAAUGCCGCCUUACUUUGACCUCAUUGAAGAGAACCUUUACCUAACAGAAAGGAAGAGGAAUAAGAGUCACAGAGACAUUAAAAGGAUGCAGUGCGAGUGUCCGCUGCUCUCCAAAGAGGAGAGGGCCCAAGGAGACAUGGCCUGCGGAGAGGAUUGUCUCAAUCGACUCCUCAUGAUCGAGUGCUCCUCCAGAUGUCCGAAUGGCGAUUACUGCUCCAACCGCCGCUUUCAGAGGAAGCAGCACGCCAAUGUUGAGGCCAUCCUAACCGAUAAGAAAGGCUGGGGUCUCCGGGCCGGUAACGACCUGAAACCGAAUACUUUUGUGCUGGAGUAUUGCGGGGAAGUUCUGGAUCACAAGGAGUUCAAGGGGCGCGUGAAGGAGUACGCCCGGAACAAGAACAUUCACUAUUAUUUCAUGGCUCUCAAGAAUGAUGAGAUAAUCGAUGCCACGCUGAAAGGGAACUGUUCGCGUUUUAUGAACCACAGCUGCGACCCGAACUGCGAGACGCAGAAGUGGACGGUGAACGGGCAGAUUCGGGUUGGCUUUUUCACGACCCGACUUGUUCCAACCGGUGCGGAAUUGACCUUUGACUACCAGUUUCAGCGUUACGGAAGAGAAGCUCAGAAAUGCUUCUGCGGAUCUGCCAAUUGCCGGGGUUACCUCGGCGGUGAGAACCGGGUAAGCGUUCGAGCAGCUGGAGGCAAGAUGAAGAAAGAAAGGUCCCGGAAGAAGGAUUCGGUGGACGGGGAGUUGGAGGCUCUCCUGGAGUACGGGGAAGGUCUAUCUGACAAGAAUCAGGUCCUCAGCUUGUCUCGGUUGAUGGUCCGAAUUGAGACCCUGGAGCAGAAGCUCACCUGUCUGAAGCUAAUCAAGAACACGCAGUCGCAGUCCUGUCUGAAGUUAUUUCUGGAGUGUCACGGUCUGUCCCUUCUGUGGAUCUGGAUGGCUGAACUCGGUGACAGCCGGGAGAACACGAGCAACAGUAUCAAACUGCAACUGGAGAUCGUCAGAGCGUUGGAGCUCCUCCCCAUCCCCAAUAAAAAUAUGCUGGAAGAGAGUAAGAUCCUCCCCAUCAUACAGAGGUGGUCUCAGACCAAAACGGCCAUCCCGCAUCUCAGCGAAGGCGACGGAUACUCCAGCGAGAACACGUCCCGGGCGCACACCCCGCUCAACACCCCGACUAACACGCCCGAUCCCGCCGCCGCCAAGCUGAGCGUGGAGAUGGAGGGCGAGACGCCCAAGAAGCUGAUUCUACGCAGGCUGAAAAUCGUCAGCGAAAACAGCAUGGACAGCGCGGCGUCCGACACGACCACCAGCGAGGUCGAGGUAAAGGACGUGGCGGUAAAACAAGAGGCGGCGCCCCCUACUGAUGAACAAAAAGAAGGGGAGAAGCUGAAGGAGGAGGUCAAGGUGGAGGAGCCCCCGGCCGAAGAGCAGCCGGCCUCUGUCCCCAAAACUGAGGAGGAUCCGGCCGCGGAAGGGAACAAAGAAGCUUCGUCCGGUGUGGAAGUCUCCGAGACGGAGGGCAAGGACCCCGGGGGGCUGAAGGUAGAAGAAGCACCUGCAGUGGGGACCCCAUCGCAGGAUGAGGAAGAGGGCAUCUCCGAUGUGGAGAGUGAGAGGAGCCAGGAGCAGCCGGACAAGAUGAUUGACAUGAGUGAGCUGGCCUCCAAACUCCUGGAGGGAUGGAAAGAUUUAAAGGAAGUCUAUCGGAUCCCGAAGAAGACCCCGGCGGAGAAGGAGCACUAUGACAGACACCGGGAGUCGUCCUCGGGAAACUAUCAGACACCGAACAGCAAGAGCCGGGAGCGAGAAUCUGAGCGCCAGAGCCAAAGGAAGCGCAAGCAGUCGCCGUCUCCUCCUUCGUUCUAUGAGCGCAGCGCAAAAAGAGGCGAGGACAGCAGGUAUGACACUCCGGCUACCUCCAAGAAGAAGAGUCGCCUCCAGGACCGGAAUAAGCUGUCCACGGAGGAGCGCAGGAAGCUGUUUGAGCAGGAAGUGGCGCAGCGCGAGGCCCAGAAGCAGCAGCAGCAGAUGCAGAACAUUGGCAUCUCCUCUCCCAUCCCUUAUGAGUCUAUGCAGUACGGCAACCAGCUGCCCCCGCCUUACAUGACCUACCCUCAAGGUUACCCCAUGCAGUCCUUCUUGGACCCCACGAAUCCCAACAUGGGGAAGGUUCUGCUUCCCACACCACCCCUGGAUGUGGUCAAUUCUCCGAACAGCUAUGACCCCUCUCAAGGAAUGGUCAAUCCGGGUAUGAUGACUCCACAGCCGGUCCCAGUGGUACAACAUGUAGCACCCCCUAUGGAUGUCCCCACACAGCAGUAUGCAGCGCAGCCUGAACCUUUGGUCCAGCAGGACCCCAAUGUGAAUGUAAUGUCAGUACCGGCCCCCAACGCUGUUCAGGCUCAGACCUAUGGAGCCUGGGACCCCAAACAGUCACCGGUGCCUGUUCAGCAGCAUCAGGCCCAGCCUCCGUACCCACCGCCCCCUGCCCAGCCUGCAAUCUACUACCAAGGGCAGCCCUGCGCAGCGAUGUACGGGAUGCCAGCCGCCUAUCCUCAGACCACACAACCCAUGGUGCAGAGUUACACACAGCCCGGCCUGCAGUACAUGCCAGGACAGCAGAUGUACGCCCCUCACCCGCAGGGUGUUCUCAUGCAGCAACCUCCGCCUAUGGCUCCCAUCGUCCCUCCUGGGCAACCACCAGCAAUGCAGCAGCCUGAGAUGGGAUUAGGUGGCAAUAACAUUAUGGACCUUCCUCCACCCUCCCCACCCAAACCCAAAACCAUCGUCCUUCCUCCCAGUUGGAAGACCGCACGGGAUCCAGAGGGAAAGAUCUACUAUUACCAUGUAAUAACCAGGCAAACACAAUGGGACCCUCCGUCCUGGGACAAUGCUGGGGAGGAAGGAGACAGUAUGGAUCAUGAAGCCGAAAUGGACCUGGGGACUCCGACCUACGACGAGAGCCCAAUGAAGUCUUCCAAAAAGGCUAAAACGGCUGAAGCGGACACAUCGAGUGAGCUGGCCAAGAAGAGCAAAGAGGUCUUCAGGAAGGAGAUGUCGCAGUUCAUUGUGCAGUGCCUGAACCCGUACAGGAAGCCGGACUGUAAGAUGGGCCGGAUUAACAACACCGAGGACUUCAAGCACCUCGCUCGCAAGCUGACGCACGGCGUCAUGAACAAGGAGCUGAAGUACUGCAAGAACCCGGAGGAUCUGGACUGCAACGAGAACGUCAAACACAAAACCAAGGAGUACAUCAAGAAGUACAUGCAGAAGUUCGGCUCCGUCUACAAACCCAAAGAGGACAUUGAGAUGGAAUAGCCGCCGCCGCCGCCCUUUUUUUACCCAGCGACUGAGCAUUAACGCAAGGAGAUCGCUCGCACAACGUAACCGACCCAACCCAGGGGGGGGGCGGGCGCCAUAAUACUUUAUUUGGACCCCCGAGUACUAAAUUUCCCAUAACCCCUUCGGACUGCAGAAGCGACGACGACGAGCGCAAGCUCCAUGGACAGUUUCUGAAAUCGCGCUUCCUCACUCGCUUCUCUGUCAUGUCGACAAAAUGCGUUUUUUUUUGUUUUUUUUCCUGUACAGCGCAAUAAAUUGUGGAACCCCCCCGUUUUUUUUUUUAUUAUGAUCCCCCCGUCCCCUCCUCCUCCACCCGUACAGACGUGUAUUAUAUUUUAACAGAUGUGAAUAUAAUGUUAUAUAUUUUUGUUUCAUCAUCCUUCACCUGCAGUCAGGCGUUUUUUUGUUUUUUGUUUUCAUGAGUGCUGUUUGGUUAACAUGAUGAAUUUUCAUACUGUAAAUAUCCAAAAACGACUCACAGCUAAUUGUGUUUAUCUAGAUAUUUGGGUAUUUUUUUAUAAUUAUUGCUGUUUUUUUUGCCAUUUUCUGCUUUUUUUUUUUUUUUUCGCCCGUUGGCAGCUUUGUGCAUUGCUGGUUUUCAGUUUUUUUUUUGUUUUACCGCUUAUUAUCGUUUUACUUCAAAAUUUUUACAGAAUUUUUUAUGUAUAAAAGAAAAAAAAAGAGAAUAAAAUACGAUUUGCCUACAGAGAAAUUUGGGAGGAUCGCGGCAAAUAACUGUUUUGGUAUUUUUUUUUUUUGGUUCUGUAUUUUUCUAUUUUCGAUGGCAAAAUAUGUAAGAUGUGUGUACAUGACGUUCAAUGUACGUCGCCUCUGCCCGUGUGCUGUUGUAUGGUUGAAAAAAAAAAAAGUUGAAUAUA